AUUAAACAACAAUCCCCAUUGUCACACACGACUGCAUAGACUGGCUGUCUGUUUGGUAGUAUAUCCAGCUCAAGUUGUGCUUUCAUAUUUAUGGCCUUGUCUACCUUUAAAACUCACUUAAACAUGAGGGGAAAUAUUUUUACUGCCUUUGCUUUGGUGAUGACUUUGUUUUGUUUGGGACAAACACUUGAGUGCUUUCGGUGUGAGCUUGGAUUCUGGGAUUUGUGUUACACUACCAAGACAAACUGCAGUGAUCGUGACGAAUUGUGUUAUGUGGGAACUGGUAAAGCAGCUUCUGUGCUGGAUAUAAAGGUGAAGGGCUGUCUUCCCAUGGAGAAGUGCAACAAGACAACGGUUGUAGAGUUCCUUGCCAAUAAGACCUUGUACACCUUGGAGACCACCUGCUGUGAGGAAGACUUGUGCAACGCUGGCCCUUCCAUUCAGUUGUCCCUUGUUCCUCUCUUGCUUACCGUACUUCUCAUUGCUGACAUGUUUUGAUGAUUUCUAAAUUCUAAUGGUUAUAAGGGAUUGAGGGCUCUUCAUGUUUACACCGUUCACGUCCUAUUCUGGUUUUACUGUUGUUGAAUGAUCUAAAGCAGCUUCCUUUUAUAUAGCAGAGCACAUUUUGUAUGCUCUUUUCUAGCCAGUUGUUUUUUUUCAUCCAAACGAGUAAAGAUUGACGUUCUAAUGUUUUCUUAACACAAACAUAUUUUACUGUUCAAUAAAUGCAAAUGUCAAACAUC
This is a messenger RNA of Cyprinus carpio (common carp), 743 nucleotides long. Its product is annotated as sperm acrosome membrane-associated protein 4-like. Lineage: Eukaryota; Metazoa; Chordata; Actinopteri; Cypriniformes; Cyprinidae. The record is from RefSeq and is a predicted model, not a curated record.